GGGGAGGCGCAGCAGCAGCAGCCGCGAAGACGCGGCGGCGGGAGGCAAGAGAUGGAGUACCGCAACAAGCUGGUGCUCGCGCCCAUGGUCCGCGCGGGCGCUCUGCCUCUUAGGCUACUGGCAGCUGAAUAUGGUGCUGAUAUUACAUACGGAGAAGAAAUAAUCGACCAUAAGUUUGUGCACUGUCAACGCGUAACAAAUGAAUCUCUCGGGACUACUGAUUUUGUGGAGAAAGGGACUGGUAGCGUGGUUUUUCGAACAUGCCCACAAGAAAGGGACAGGGUUGUCUUCCAAAUGGGCACAUCAGAUGCCGUGAGAGCACUUAAAGCUGCUGAGAUUGUGUGUAACGAUGUUGCUGCUAUAGAUAUCAACAUGGGUUGUCCAAAGGCCUUUUCUAUCAGUGGAGGAAUGGGUGCUGCAUUACUCACCAAACCUGAGCUUAUACAUGACAUUUUGACCACAUUGCGGAGGAACUUGAACACACCAGUGACAUGUAAAAUCCGUCUUCUGAGCAAACGUGAGGACACUGUGGAGUUGGCUCGCCGGAUUGAGAAAACUGGUGUUCCAGCUCUGGCUGUCCAUGGAAGAACGAUCAAAGACAGGCCAAAAGAUCCGGCUAAGUGGGAUGAGAUAGCUGAUGUUGUGUCGGCACUGUCAAUUCCAGUUAUAGCUAAUGGAGAUGUAUUUGAGUACGAAGAUUUUAAGAGAAUCAAAGAUGCUACAGGUGCCACAUCUGUAAUGGCUGCUAGAGGUGCCUUGUGGAAUGCCUCUGUUUUCAGUGCCAAAGGCAAAAUACCUUGGGAGGAUUACAAAAGAGAGUAUGUCAGAAAGACUAUUUUGUGGGACAAUGAUGUGAAGAGCACAAAGACAACGUUGAGAGAAAUAAUUACGCACUAUACUAACCUUGAAUUUGCUGAAGGGAAAGGUGUGAUAAAGUGUGGUUCAUCAGCAGAUGUAGCGAGACUUUACAAUGAAGAGGAUUACUACAAUUUUGUUGUAUCAAAUUGGAAAUGAACAAAACAGGAUUUUGCUGACAUCUCGUCUCAUGUGACCGAGCUUCUGCUUGGAUCCCUGUCUCGGCUUGUGUUUUCUGGAGGGUUUUUAACGAGUUUCGGACAAAUUCAUCAUAUCACCAAACAAUACGAGGUGUGCAAGUUUUGGCUUUUGCACUGCCAUCAUAGUAUGGAAUCAA
Molecule: messenger RNA, 1192 nt
Organism: Lolium rigidum
Lineage: Eukaryota; Viridiplantae; Streptophyta; Magnoliopsida; Poales; Poaceae
Product: tRNA-dihydrouridine(20) synthase [NAD(P)+]-like
Exons: 10
Coding region: 52-1014 (320 amino acids)
Biological process (GO): tRNA dihydrouridine synthesis
Cellular component (GO): cytoplasm
Molecular function (GO): flavin adenine dinucleotide binding; tRNA dihydrouridine synthase activity
Source: RefSeq, a predicted model, not a curated record